AUCUCCCCCGAAAAGAUGACAGCAUUUUGGAUGAAAACUGGAAAGGUGUUUAUGAAAAGUCUUGCAACAGGUUUGUCAGUUAAGGUGCCCAAAGAAAUGGGGAGCAACAACGCUGAGAAGUUUUACAGGAUCCCUGAAGGAAAAGGACCGCACUCGGUUGGAUGUACAGACCUGAUGACGGAAAAUGCAGCUGAGGGAAGUUUCUUACGCCUGUAUUAUCCAUCAUGCGAUGCCACAGAAAAUGAAGAGGCACCAUGGAUUCCAGAUAAAGAGUAUUACCACGGACUUUCCGAYUUCCUCAACAUGUACCGAAUUGUGGGAGAAAGGCUUUUCCAGUACUAUGUUGGUUCAGUGACCUGUCCUGCAAAAUCAAAYGCUGCUUUCAAGUCUGGAGAAAAAUACCCACUGCUUGUUUUUUCCCAUGGACUUGGAGCUUUUCGGACCAUCUAUUCUGCUAUUUGCAUUGAGAUGGCUUCGCAAGGCUUCAUAGUUGCUGCUGUGGAGCACAGAGAUGAAUCAGCUUCAGCAACAUAUUACUGUAAAAGGAGGUCUGAGUCACAGGAAAACUCUACAUCAAACAUGGAGAAGGAGUGGAUCUACUACAGGAAGCUGAAGUCUGGAGAGGAAGAACGUUCUUUGCGCCACAAGCAGGUGCAACAGAGAGCACAGGAGUGUAUCAAAGCCCUCAAUGUAAUUCUUGAAAUUAAUUCAGGAGAGGAAGUAACCAAUGUUCUUAAUUCAAGUUUUAACUGGAACCUCCUGAAGGAUUCUGUUGAUACUAGCAGGAUAGCUGUGAUGGGACACUCUUUUGGUGGUGCUACAGUUAUAGAGAGUCUCAGCAAAGAAAUUAGAUUCAGGUGUGGCAUUGCUCUGGAUGCGUGGAUGCUUCCCGUAGGUGAUGAUAUUUACCAAAAUAGUGUUCAACAACCCCUGCUUUUUAUCAACUCUGAAAAAUUCCAGUGGGCUGAUAACAUCUUGAAGAUGAAGAAGAUUGGUUCCAGUGAUACAAACAAGAAAAUGAUCACUAUCAAAGGGUCAGUACAUCAGAGCUUUCCUGACUUUACCUUUGUGAGUGGAGAACUCAUUGGAAGAUUUUUUAAACUAAAAGGAGAAAUAGAUCCAAAUGAAGCUAUUGAUAUUAGCAAUCAGGCUUCAUUAGCCUUCCUGCAAAAACACUUGGGUCUGAAUAGAGACUUCAGUAAGUGGGAUUCUCUCGUGGACGGCAUAGGAGCCAAUGUUAUUCCUGGCACCAACAUUGAUUUGUCUACAGCUCAAUCUAAAUAACUAAUACAAAGACAUUUGUAAAUGCUAUGAACAUGACAACACUAAUACUGGCCAGAUAUUACUGAGAUACAGGAUAGYGGUGGUCAGCUACACAGCU
Nothoprocta perdicaria is the source of this 1381-nucleotide messenger RNA. It is a transcript of the gene PLA2G7, whose product is annotated as phospholipase A2 group VII. Gene Ontology annotation, molecular function: 1-alkyl-2-acetylglycerophosphocholine esterase activity. The transcript is spliced from 11 exons. NCBI's taxonomy places the organism in Eukaryota, Metazoa, Chordata, Aves, Tinamiformes, Tinamidae. The record is from RefSeq and is a predicted model, not a curated record. Bases 16 to 1284 code for a protein of 422 amino acids.